UGCAAAAUUUCAGUGUCAAUAAAUCGUCGGCGAUAAGAGCGAUGAAAAUAGUUUUGAAAAAUCACACAGCUGAUAGUUGUUUAUGCAUUACAAUUUCAAUCUUCAAUCAACUGCAAACAUGUCAGACACAGUCGUUCACAAGAGUGCGAGCAUCCUAAGCGCUAGAAAGCAAGGAUUGAGUGCGGCGAGAGUGAGUCUGAAAGCUGCGUCGUCGAUAUUGAAGACUAUGAGCAGCCUUCGACAGAGUAGAGCAGAGUCCGGUCAGAUUUUGAGCGGAUCGCGAACUCCCGAAUCAAUCCACAAGUCUGUGAGCAUAGUAGUGACGGACAAAUCUGCGUCGAGCUUUCAAACCGGGGCACCAAAGCCGACGCAAACGUCUUUGUCAGGGGUGGAGCUAGAUGCAAGAUCGAGCACAGCUGAAGAAGAUGGGGGAGUUGAGCUUAGAACAAAAACGAUCUACAUAGACGAAUUUGGGGGCAGAAUGCCAAUGGGAUUGAAAAUGCGGCCGACAAAAUUUAUGAGGAAGUACCCGGAGCUGUUCAGAAGUGACGUCAGUGUGCAUCCAAGCUAUACUGGUCUGCUGAACUACCCAUACAAUGUUGUGUGCCGUCAACGCUUCCAUAAGAACAAACUAAAGAUGAAUCGCCAGCUGAACAGGGAGAUACAGAACAUAACGAUGACCCAAAGUCUCGCUCUGGAUGGAGUUCGCAUUGACAGAAUUUUCACUGUCGGAUUUCCUCCUUCCGCGGUCAAAGUUCCAGACUUUGCAACUGCCAAUGAGAGACUUCGUCUCGAUAGAAUGCUUGUUGAACGAUAAGCCAGUGAAUGAUAAAGGUUUUAAAAAUUGUAGGACGCAUAGACGAACAAAUAAAGUAGAAU
This is a messenger RNA of Diprion similis, 879 nucleotides long. RefSeq lists its product as uncharacterized. Bases 83 to 817 code for a protein of 244 amino acids. The record is from RefSeq and is a predicted model, not a curated record. The transcript is spliced from 2 exons. NCBI's taxonomy places the organism in Eukaryota, Metazoa, Arthropoda, Insecta, Hymenoptera, Diprionidae.